Molecule: messenger RNA, 1352 nt
Organism: Agrilus planipennis (emerald ash borer)
Lineage: Eukaryota; Metazoa; Arthropoda; Insecta; Coleoptera; Buprestidae
Product: protein yellow-like
Exons: 1
Coding region: 96-1283 (395 amino acids)
Cellular component (GO): extracellular region
Source: RefSeq, a predicted model, not a curated record
UUAAUAUGGAAUGAACAUAAUACACAAACCUGUUUACUUAACUGAAUUGCACGCGAAAGUGCGACCAUUUGUUAGUACGAUUUUUAUCUGAUACGAUGUGUCACGUUUGUAUUAUAUCGGUAAUUUUGUUAGUGAGUUUGGAUCUUACGUACAGUUCUCAACAAAAAUUAGAAAUACAGUUCGAAUGGAGUUUCAUAAAUUUCACGUGGCCUUCUUCAGAGAUCUACAACCAAGCAAUUUCCACGAGGACUUAUAUUCCUGAAAACAAUUGCCUGGCAGGUCUCAAAAUUUUUGACAAAACAAUGUAUGUGUCGUUACCAAGGAGUCGCCCUGGUACACCUGUAACAUUAGCCACCAUAUUUGCAGAGGACCACAGUGCCAAAAUUAACCCCAUUCUAAAACCAUACCCGAAUUGGGAGAUGAAUCAAUUGGGUAACUGCACUGCUCUUCAAAACGUUCAAAGCAUGGAAAUUGACCCUGAUGGUGUAAUGUGGAUUUUGGACGGAACUAGGGUGUUUCAGAAGUCGAAGUGUCCACCAAAAAUAGUUCUUUUGGAUUUAAAAAACAACGGAAAAGUAGUGUACAGUAUCGAAAUCUCGGAAAAGUUAUGUCCGCAGGAUGAAUGUUUUUUGAAUGACAUUGUAGUAGAUGGAGAUUAUGCUUUCAUAUCGGAACAUAGUCAAACUGAUCCAGGAAUCGUAGUUUUCAAUCGGAAACAAAACAAACUGUGGAAAGCGAGGGACAAGUCGAUGUUUGCGGAAAUCUCUUCACCAACGUUCAGUGUUGGCGGAAAAGAAUUCAAUAAACUGGGCAAUGUCGAUGGAAUUGCUUUAUCACCUACGGCAGACGAUAAACUGAUUUAUUACUGUGCGUUGACAGCUCUUAAUCAGUAUGCAAUCAAAGCGAGUGUGUUAAAAGACGAAGAACUACUCAAAGGAAACGAUUGGCGUAGAGAGGUAAAAACCAUAGGCAAGAAACCAGCGCUAAGUGACGGACUAAUAGCAGACAAUGAAGGAAAUUUAUAUUUUACAUUCAUAAACGAUCAAGCAAUUGGGAAAUGGAAUACAAGUCUUCCUCUCAACAAUGACACAAUCGAAAUAUACAAAGAUGAAAAGAUGUUAUGGCCAGAUACGUUCGCGUUUGACGACACAGGCCAUUUGUUUGUUACUGCAACGCAAGUGCACAAAUAUUUCGAUCCUGACUAUAACAUCGAAAUGAAUGACGAAAUUAAAAUUAGAAUUUUUAAAUUGCAGACUAACAGCAAAAGUUAUUUGUAUCACUAAUGGCUUUUGCUAAUUUUUGAUGUAGAGGUUGUUGUUUUAAUGCUAUUACUAACAGAAAAUAAAUAAAUA